Messenger RNA from Mesorhabditis spiculigera, 678 nucleotides. The record is from the annotation of a GenBank genome assembly. NCBI's taxonomy places the organism in Eukaryota, Metazoa, Nematoda, Chromadorea, Rhabditida, Rhabditidae.
GUUCGCGGCACCGGCGGCGGCAAGCUGUCCUGCGACAAGGCGCCCUACUUCAUCUGCGAGCCGGACAGCCAGACGAAGAUCGUGAUCACGCGCUACGAUCCGCAUCACAUGGGCUCGCAGCGCGUCUCGAUUGCCAUGCUCCCCGUGGCCGAUUGGUGCUUGAAUGUGCCCGACUGGCGCAAGUUCCCGGCCCGCCUCUUCGGCCCUUCGGAAGUUCCGGUGGUGUACAAGAUACGAUUCCGCGGCGCUCCCCCGUACACCCGCGAGCUUGUCGAGCUGCACAAGCCGUUCGCCGUGCCGUUCGACGUGAGCGUCUACCUCAAGAAGAUUGGCGUCACCAACGAUACGGAGCAACUAACCGCCAACGAGGCCGGAAUCCUCUCGACGAUGAUGAGCCUGACUUUUGAGGACGAUCUGACGCACAAUUCGUUGGAUCAAACGGGCCGCAUGGAUCCGUGUUAUCCAUAUCCGGUGAACUGUCGAUUCCAAGGAAUCCCCGGCGAGCCACCGGCCCCUGCCCUCAAGACUCGAUCUCUCGAACGGGUUCCUCUGUCGAAGGGAACCACCAAGACACGUUCCACCCAGAAAUCCUCGUGCCCUCCCCAGGAGACGUGCAGCAAGACCGCCAUCGCCCCGUCCACCCGCACAAAGAAGUCGAAGAAGUCGUCGAUAUGCCAG